Molecule: messenger RNA, 1748 nt
Organism: Oldenlandia corymbosa var. corymbosa
Lineage: Eukaryota; Viridiplantae; Streptophyta; Magnoliopsida; Gentianales; Rubiaceae
Source: the annotation of a GenBank genome assembly
CCGCCACAAAAAACCUUCUUCAUUGGGACUGUUUUAGCCAAACUUUCGUGACAGAUCCGAUAAUCUCUUCCUCUACGAAACCCCAGGAACCGCCGGCCCCAUCCUAAUUCAAUCCCUUUUAUCCCCUUCUUCCAUAACAAUAGGAGACGAAGCUCAAUCCUUUCAACUCUUAUUCAAAGAUGAGAUUAACCCAAUAUUACGAUGCUGCUAGAAAUUUAGCUAAACGGGUCUUAAUCCAGCACUCCCGACAGAAACAACAUCAUCACCGAUGUUUCUCCAGUUUUAGUAAGAUUUUUUCUCCAUGCAAGACUUCCCAGUAUAGGAUUCCUCGAACCCAGAAUCAAAAUUCAACACUGUGGUCGUUUGUUCACAAAUCGUACUAUUCGUCUUCACCAACACCGCCACCGGCCGGCCGGAGAAUGGGGUUUCUUGCUUGGUAUCUGGCCAUGCUGAAUUCAAGGCCAAUUAUCACUAAAGCCAUUUCUUGUUCAAUUAUUUAUGCAGCUGCUGACGUUACUUCCCAGAUGAUUACAAUGACGCCUUCUGGUUCUUUAGACUUAAUAAGGACAUCCCGGAUGGCGAGUUAUGGACUGCUUAUUCUUGGUCCGUCACAGCAUGUAUGGUUUAAUUUUAUUGGUAGAAGUCUCCCCAGACGUGAUAUAGUGACUACAUUGAAGAAACUUGUGGCUGGACAGCUUCUUUUUGGACCUGCUGUUACAUCAGUAUUCUUCUCGUUCAAUGCUGCUUUACAAGGUGAAGAUGCAGGUCAAAUUGCUGCCAGACUGAAGCGAGAUCUGCUCCCCACGUUGUUAAAUGGCCUUAUGUUCUGGCCAAUAUGCGAUUUUUUGACAUACAAAGUCAUCCCUGUUCAUUUACAGGUUUACUUCUUUCUUUUCAAAUUUCAUUGUCACCCUUAUUUCUACUUCUUGUAAUUUGGAUAUGCUUUUCAAGAAACAACAUUACAAUUUCCUCAAAACAAGAUUCUCUAUUCACUGUUUUUGUAUUUAUUUUUUUAUCAUUUCUGAUUAGAGGAACUGAUGUUAUGGUAUCAUAUUUGCUGCAGCCAUUGGUGAAUAGCUCAUUUGCGUAUAUAUGGACCAUAUAUUUGACAUACAUGGCAAGCUUGGAGAAAGCAGUUGAUUAGUUCACAGUCUUUGGCUUUUUUUUUUUUUUUGAAUUGGUCAGUCUUUGGCUUCAUAUCUUCGAAAAAAGAGAUUCUUUCAUACAUAGUAGUACAGCAGUUUUUAGCUUCUAGGUGCAGGUAACUAUGCGGCAGAGCUUAGGAUCCAAGGAUGCACAAACACGCCUUCAGAGACUUGAAGUGUUGGAAUUGUUAGCAGUAUGCCCAAUCUUAAGGGGCUGAGAUACUCAAUUUUUUCUGUCAUUCUUGGAAUGUUCCUGAAGAAACAGGAUUAUUAGGGUUUUUUUUUUGUGCUUCGUAAAGGAUCGUUUUCAGAAUUGUUAGUUGAAUGCCCUAUCUCUAGAUGUUCAAUUUCUGUCAUUUAUAGAAUCUUCCUGAAGAAACAGGAUCAGGUCUUUUUUGGUGCUUCGUAGAGGACUAAUUUUCUGUUCAAUGAUGAUUUGCCUUUCUCAUGGAAUCCAAUGAUGCUUGAAUUUAGAAAUUUCGCUUUAAUUCUCUUUUCAAAUGGAAGAAGAUUGCUAUUGUUAUUCAUUCCUUCAGAAAGUCCCUCCUAAUUGCCAUAGAAAUGCCAGCCUUUGCAGGUUCUGUUAGGCUCUAUCACCUUAAG